AUGAAUGCGCCCAAUCGCACCGCCGAAUGCGACUGGAAGCCCGCUCUGUAUAACAAAGGUGCCGCUUUUGUCUACUCUGAUGAGUACACCAAACCCGUGUUGGAUUUACUUUCCGCCAAGCCUGGCGAACGGAUCGUAGAUCUAGGUUGUGGCACCGGUGAACUAACUCUGCGUAUCGAAAGAAUCGUUGGACCUGAGGGGCUAGUUUUGGGGAUAGACUCCACCGAGAGUAUGCUCGAAAAGGCCAAGGCAAAUGGGCUCAAAAAUUCCAUUCUCUGCGACAUACAGGACCUUGCAAUACCUAACGAGUUCAAACACCUUACUGGAACAUUUGAUGCGGUGUUCACGAAUGCUGUCCUUCACUGGUGUAAACGAGAUCCACGUGGCGUGGUGAGAGGUGCGAAGGCCCUCCUGAAGCCUGGGGGCCGGUUUAUUGGCGACUUUGGAGGGUACAUGGCCGCAUUGGGUCUACGAUCCGUUGUGGCCCAGAUACUCAAAAGCCGUGGAAAACCGGUUCAUGAACCAUGUUUUCUUCCUCGAGCCGAAGAGUAUAAGAAAAUACUCGAAUCGGAAGGAUUCAGAGUGGAGGACAUCUCAUUGAACCCCUCGAUCAACACCCUCCCUGGAUCCAUGAUAGACUUUCUUCGUUCGGUUUUUCGGGUCUCAUACCUCAAACAUGUUGACGACGACGAAGCAGAAGACAUCAUCCAAGAGAUGAGUAGAGUUUGCGAGUUUGACCAUAAAGAUGAAACGGGCACGUGGGGUUUUAUGGCUGAUGAGUGGAUCACCCGUGCUACACAAGACAUCUGGAUUAGGCUUGGAUUUGAUCCGAGUGAUAAGUCUACUUGGACACAAGAGCGCAUACAUCAGCCAUGGCACCGAAAGGUCCUGGCCAAAGAAGUCGCCCCUAAUGCGUGGGGUGCCAUAUGCGAGUUGGUUGGCGGGGAAGAGAAAAUAUCAGAUUAUUGUAAAGAAUGGCGCGACAGCAUGAUAACCAAUUUAGGAACUGAGAGGUGGGAGAAAGAGGAUAUUAGGCCUCAGGAGCUUGACAACUGGCACUGCGACGGGGAUUUUUUCCUUCACUUCCUUGACUCUCCAGAACAAGGUCUCUUGGUUAUCCCUCUUUACAGUGAUAUUAAACCCCGUGGAGGAGGAACGUAUAUCGCAGAAGACAGUAUUGGGGCUAUUGCCCGCUGGCUGCGUGAUCACCCUGAGGGUGUUGCUCCAGGAAUGGGCCCAGGGCAAGGGAAGUUUGAUUUCGGCGCCCGUUUGAAUGAGUGUAAUGUGUUUACCGAGAUGACAGGAGAACGCGGAGAUGUAAUCCUCUUGCAUCCUCUCCUACUUCACUCUGCAUCCAAAAAUCAUACUCGUUCGAUUAGGUUCAUAACGAACCCGCCAGUAUCCCUCAAGGAGCCAUUCAACUUUAACCGUUCCGAUCCAUCUGAGUUCUCGUUGGUUGAGAGGAAAACGCUCAAAGAAUUGGGCGUAGAAAGAUUAGAGUUUUCUCCGAAGGUUCCGAGGAAAAAUAUCAUGCCCCAGAGACUGGAUGUACAGAGCCGGCUUUUGGCCGAGGAACUUCGAAGGAUGAAAGAUUAUGCUGCAAGGCAUGGGUCCAUAAUUGAUUCGGUACACAAGGAUGUCCCAGAGGAUAGACUUAAAGAAUCACUCACGCCUUCGGUUGUCAGCAUUAGUCAUAUCAAUCUUAUGGAUCUACUGCUAGAGCAUCUUCCUAGUUUGGCGACUUCGGGUGCUCAUAUUGACCUAGUACCUCCAAAACCAUCUGAUAAUUUCUAUACUUAUAUCCUUCUAUUUUCACUUCAAAGUGAGGAUGAAUAUUCUCGGUCAACGACUCCUAUUGUGUCUAGCUUCAAUCUUGGGCGACCCGGAGGAAGCAUUACCAGUGCUCUGCGACUUACUCGAGACAAAUGCUAUUGGCUCUUUGCGCACCAAGACGGUUUACUUCCAAGCCAUACAGAUACGCAGAUACUAGCACUCCGCAGCUCGAAGCACGUCGUAGCACUACUCCCACUGACGACUGAUGCGUGUAUGGGAACACUCCGCGGCCCACUGUUCGAGCCAGAGAAGGAUUUAAUUUUUGCUCGUUUUGAGAGGAGCCACUCAGCAACCGAGACAGGUCAAGUAGUGGUUACUAUCGCCAAGGACAUCAACUCUGCUAUCAAAGCCUCUGUCGUACAGGCGCGUCUACUACUUAACGUCCCAGGCCCUCUUGUCAACACACCUACACUCAACUCCUAUAUCUUUGAGAGCAAAUUGACCUAUUGUACCUGGAACUCUCUCCAACCUCCAACCCCAACGACAGGCGCAUCUGCACUGAAAGCUCUGGAGCACUUCCAUUCAAUUGGGACUCGGCCAGCAGCAUUCUUGAUCGAUGAUGCAUGGCAAGACGUAAAGUCCUUCAGGCUUCAAUCCUUUGAUUCUAAACGACUGUUCUUGGACAAGAUCGGGAGCUUGGGCGAACUAGUCAAGACGGCAAAAGACAAGUACGGGGUAGCGCAUGUCGGCGUCUGGCAUACUAUACAAGGCUACUGGCAAGGAGUAGAACCGAGCAAGUUUGCGAGUCAAUAUAGCCUAGUCAAGGUUACGAAGGAUGGGUAUCCCGGCCCGGCCGAAGAAGAGGGAUUCGAAUACUACAUACCCCACCCUGACUCGGUUCAAAACUUUUUCAAUGACUACUAUGCAACUCUUCGUACCGCCGGCAUAACGUUUACAAAGUGUGACAACAUGGCAUCUAUGGACCAUAUCGUCUCUGCUAUAGAAGUUACCUACUCGAAGUCUGGCGAAGAAAUAUUCGGAAGCUCGGUGGAUAUCGUCAUGUUGAGAAAGGCCUAUGUCCAGGCUGUGACUUCUGCAGCAUUGGAAGCGUUCGGUGCAGCGAAUGUCAUAUGGUGCAUGGGAAUGACACCGAGAGUUCUGCUCGGAGAGAUCGGUCUCUGUGGAAAAGGAGUAAAGCGGGUUGUGAGAAACAGCGAUGAUUAUUAUCCCAACGAGCCCGACUCGCACAGAUACCACGUCUUCACAAAUACCAUAAAUGCGCUUCUAUUGAAUGAGCUUGACGUCCAACCUGACCUUGAUAUGUUUCAAACCCAUCCUUACAUUUCAUCGGAUGGGGAAGUGCAUAAUACCAACACCGGGAUAUCUCAGGGCUCAUUCCAUGCAUCGUUUCGUGUAUUUGGUACCGGCCCGGUAACGAUUACAGAUGCUCCUGGCAAGUCGAAUCCCGAAAUCCUCACGAAGAUGGUAGGCGAUACAGCGCCGGGUCCAUCACCUAGCAUAGUUGUUCAAGCCUCGACCGCAUUUACCGUACUCAACGACGUAUUCGAUCCACGAGUCAUGUGCGCCGGAGUAGGUAGAGGCCUCAAAGUUUACGUUGACAAGACAGUCGGGAUCUGGAAUGUACAGUCCGGGGAAGGAAGGCUAGUGGAAUUCAUUACAGCUUCCGAUAUCGCACAAGCAUUAGGUGUCCCUUCAAACUCAGUGUCGGCGGUGGUACUCUACAUCCAAUCUAGUAACCCAGCAAACGAGCGAGUUGUGCUGCAUGACAUAUCCAAUACACUCCACCCCGCUGCGCCUAUUCGAAUUGAACUUGAUCCUCUCGGCUGGGCUACUGUUGGUGUGGUCGAAAUCAGCUCACUCGGGGACCAGGGUAAAGUCGCGUGUCCCGGGCUAGUAGACAAAUACUUGGCUUCUCAGGGGAUCACUGAAACUCGAGUCAGCGGUAAAGGAAGCGAUUGGAGCUACACCAUAGUGUCCAAGUGCAGCGGUAUUCUGGGCUUAUGGACUACUCCCGAGGUUUCCGUGAAAAGUGUCGAGGUGAACUUCGUCGGUGAGAAUGGAGACUUGGGGAGUGCUCAAAACCCAGAAAUCGAAACGACGGACGUUGGAAAGGCAAAAUGGGUCACACUGAAAUUGAAGGGGAGGAGCAAGGUAGUUUUCGAUCUGACAGAGUAG
Messenger RNA from Rhizoctonia solani, 3969 nucleotides. RefSeq names its product raffinose synthase or seed inhibition domain-containing protein. The record is from RefSeq and is a predicted model, not a curated record. The transcript is spliced from 22 exons. NCBI's taxonomy places the organism in Eukaryota, Fungi, Basidiomycota, Agaricomycetes, Cantharellales, Ceratobasidiaceae. Bases 1 to 3969 code for a protein of 1322 amino acids.